UUUGUGACGUUGAGUUUGUUGUAGAAAAAGUUGGUGUCGUUGUGUGAAAAUGUCUAAAGUCCAAAUGCUGAGAGCGUUGGUGAAGCAGCGACUAACUGCGGCUGCUGAAGAGAUAUUUGGGCUGUUUGAAAGAACCAUAGCAGAGUACGAGGAGGAACUUUGUCGUUCCAAAGAGGAGAACCACCGACAGCGACACCUGCUGGACACCGUCUUUAACCCGGACGUUCACUUACAGGCAGCAGAUGUGCACCAUGAACUGUUGAUGAGGAAAAAUGAGGUUCCUUCUGAGAACCAACACUGGUGCUCCAAUUUGGAUCUGGAGAACUCAGAUAGCCCACAGAGGAAAGUCGAACAAGGAGAUCUCUGGACCAAAUUAGAGACUGUCCAUCCUCCAGCUGUGGAGGAGGCACAUAUCAAGCAGUCCACAUGGCCUCAAGUCCUUAUGAAGAGUGAAGACGAUGAAGACAAACUGUCCUCAGAAGGUCAUCAAAGCCAAACUGAGGCAGAGUCUCGAGCCAGCAUGAAAACAGAAUGUGAUGAAGCAGACUCUGGAGGACUGGAACCAGAAACAAACUUGCAUCCUGAUGCUGGUGAGAAAAUUUCAGACCCCAAACAGUCUGGGAAGGUUGGGACUAAUAAUGGCAACAAGACCAGAGAAUGUGAUUCAGGUUUAAACACUCCAACAAAUAUCAACAUUCUGGUAACUGACAGAAAACAUAAUACUGUUGAAAAACCAUUUGACUGCUCUGAGUGCAAGCUAAUGUUUCGCUACAAGAGUAUUCUGAAUCGACACAUGAAAAUUCACAGCGGAGAGAAACCAUUCAGCUGUGCUGAGUGUCCAAAAAGGUUUUUACUCAAGAGCAACCUUCAGAAACACAUGAUGAUUCAUACAGGAGAGAAACCCUAUGUUUGUCCCAUCUGUGGGGCACGAUACAACCACAGUACAAGAUUAACUGAACAUAUUCGGAGCCAUACAGGAGAAAAACCCUUCAUCUGCUCCGUGUGCAACAAAAGCUUUGGAAGACGGUCACACCUGACCACUCACAUGCACUGUCACGCCAAGGAGAAACCCUUCAGUUGCUCAGUCUGUGGUAAAACAUUCACCCAGAGUUCAAACCUCAGUGUACACAAGAGGAUUCAUUCUGGUAUUAAACCUUUUAGCUGUUCAGUUUGCAGUAAAGGUUUUACACAAAAAACAAACCUAAUAAGUCACAUGUCUGUCCACUCAGGACAAAAACUGUACAGAUGUAAUGUUUGUGGUAAAGGAUUCAACGAGAAGUGCCGCGUAAGAAAACACAAGUGUCUGGAGGUGUCACACUUUGACAGACUGAGGCCGCAUCUGUGUACUGACACAGGAGUCAUGCAAUCUCUUCCUCAACAGUGAUGGACUGCAGAUUUGACUCCAUGAAAAAUUAACCACCUUCAUUUAUGUUUCCAAACUGCAUGAGGAGAAUACUGAAGUUUGUCCUCCCUGUUCUGGGUUUGGUUUAUGUUUGGUGGUAGGUUGAAGCUAUCAAAUAAAAGCUCAGCGUUUGUCCUGGUGCUUGGAUGACCUUGGUUCUGGAUUUAUCAACAGUCUUUUCAGGUUGUGGAGAUGGAACACUGUCAGAGGUGGAUGAUGUCACGUUUCUAUCUGAUGCCUCCAACAGUUUCAUAGUUGUGAUCCUGAACUGCUGUUGGACCUUUAGAACAAACAUUUGUUCUUUCCUGGGUGUUAUUUGCGCCGCUGUCCUCAGUUAUGUAAAGCCUGUCUCGUCUUAAGUUUCUUGUGUUUUCUAUAACAGACUGUAGGCUUGUGGUACAGUGAAUCUUUUGGGAUGGUUGCUGAGGAAGAACCUGAAUUGGGAACCUUCAUGAUCGUGUGGAAGCCUUGGUGAAAUUCUUCAGAUUAAAAAUGUCUCUGCUGUUAAAUGAAAGAAAGCACUUGUUCUUUUGUUAGACCAUUAUGUAAAAAGGUUUCCUGAUUAAACCUGAAUUAUGUCAGUUUGUCAAACGCUUUUACAAGUACGUAUUUUCUGGACUAUAUGGCGCACCCGGUGACGCUGUUCCUCACCUGCCAUCAU
Molecule: messenger RNA, 2063 nt
Organism: Thalassophryne amazonica
Lineage: Eukaryota; Metazoa; Chordata; Actinopteri; Batrachoidiformes; Batrachoididae
Product: zinc finger protein OZF-like
Exons: 2
Coding region: 50-1384 (444 amino acids)
Biological process (GO): regulation of transcription by RNA polymerase II
Cellular component (GO): nucleus
Molecular function (GO): DNA-binding transcription factor activity, RNA polymerase II-specific; RNA polymerase II cis-regulatory region sequence-specific DNA binding
Source: RefSeq, a predicted model, not a curated record